AUGGGGUUCUCAGGAGUUCUGCCAAUUCUGGUACCAUUCAUCAUCUUGGGGGGUGUCCAGGAACCUGGGCUGCCAGAGGCGUUCUUUCACAGCAUGUGUCCCCGAAUCAGAGUAAGAUGUGAAAUAGAAGAAAGAAACUUGUGUACGAAGAGCAGACAAUGUCCAGAGAAGAUGAAGUGUUGCAGGUUUAGCUGUGGAAAGAAAUGUGUAGAUGUCAAUCAAGGAUGGCACCAGCUCUGGGUCUCUCUCUCGCUCCUCCUGCUCUUCACCUUCUGCCAAGAGCUUCGAUCAGAAUUAGUACAAGAUUGGCUACUCCCAGAGGUGAAAAUCUCAACUUCUGUGCAGAUGGAGAAGGCCCUGGCUGGACCCCUGGCAUAUGGGACUAACAAGGGGAAGGAAGGCGACGGGGCCUCUCUCAACCACUUUCCCUCUUUAGGCAAAGCUGUCUCUGCAAAUGUAUGCAAACUUCCUAUGGAAAAUGGCCUUUGUCGAGGCUCAGUCCUGCGCUGGUUUUACAACUGGAGAACUUAUGAAUGUGAGCUUUUUUAUUAUGGAGUUUGUAAUGGCAAUGGCAAAAACUUUUUGAGGAAAGAAGCAUGUCAGAAAGCCUUGUAA
Hippopotamus amphibius kiboko is the source of this 615-nucleotide messenger RNA. It is a transcript of the gene WFDC6, whose product is annotated as WAP four-disulfide core domain 6. Bases 1 to 615 code for a protein of 204 amino acids. The record is from RefSeq and is a predicted model, not a curated record. Gene Ontology annotation, molecular function: serine-type endopeptidase inhibitor activity. The transcript has 5 exons. Gene Ontology annotation, cellular component: extracellular region. NCBI's taxonomy places the organism in Eukaryota, Metazoa, Chordata, Mammalia, Artiodactyla, Hippopotamidae. Gene Ontology annotation, biological process: negative regulation of peptidase activity.